Molecule: messenger RNA, 1849 nt
Organism: Carcharodon carcharias (great white shark)
Lineage: Eukaryota; Metazoa; Chordata; Chondrichthyes; Lamniformes; Lamnidae
Product: leukemia inhibitory factor-like
Exons: 3
Coding region: 127-738 (203 amino acids)
Biological process (GO): immune response
Cellular component (GO): extracellular region
Molecular function (GO): cytokine activity; leukemia inhibitory factor receptor binding
Source: RefSeq, a predicted model, not a curated record
ACUUCCGCAAGCUACAUAAGGCACUGCAACUCUAAAUCUGGAAGAGUUGUCCAAUAAUUGAACAGAAUACUUUCUUAAAGAGCUCUGCACUUGUCUUCUGCAGUCAUAUGUCUGAAUUGCAAUAGAAUGGAACUUGGAGCAGGGAGCCUACAUGUACUUCUGUUUCUCUCUUUAUCUUUUCUCAACACCAGUGCAGCUCCAGUUUUAAAUAAAACAAUGAAUAUGAGCUAUCAACUGGCAGCUGAAUUAAACCACUCUACUCCAGCUCUACUACACUUAUAUCUCUCUGCUCAAGGAUAUCCCUUUGUUAAUGCUAAUGCCCCUGUAUGCAGAGUUGAGGUGAAGUGUCUUCCCAAAGGACAUCUGGCCAAUAUGGAGGAAAAUGAAAUGCUUAAGAAAAUAUACAUUGGUGCAAAACAGUUUGAUCUGCACUUGAAAAACAUUGUGGCCCAGCAAAGGAAUAUGAACUCUCUGAAGGAAAAUUUGCACAAUAAGCUUGAACAUACUCGGAAUCAGCUAAUAUCACUGCAGUCAAACCUCCAGUCCAUUCUACACAACAGAGGUGACCAUGUUCCCAGAGAGUUAAAGUGUUCACCAGAACACAUUAAUAUUCCAAAUAAUCUGUUUGUACAAAAGCAACAAGGAUGUGCAAUACUGCGUGAGUUUAAACGGUAUAUCAAUCAAGUGCUAAAGAGUUUUCAUCACUUAUUGAGGAGAGUUCAUGGAAAACAGCUGUAACUCAGUAGUGUGCUGUACAGUAUUUGGUUUACACUGCACCCGAGUGCAAUGCACUUUCUACAAUUUCCACUGCAGACACUUAAGGGGACUGACAUGAAAAAUCGUGGAAAAUGUAAUAUUGACCUGUUCAGAUACAAUAUGCAAUCUUCUUGCAAGCACAGCAAUAUACUUAUCUGGGCCAAAUUCUUUGCUGAAAUUGUUGCGUAUAUUUAAGCAUAGCUGUGACUUAAAUCUGAUUUUAAAGAAGAAUGAGCCCUGCCUCAUGAAUGUGUUCAGUAAGAAGUUGAGACAUUUCAAAUUGUAUUUUCAGGAAAAAAAAAUCUAAACAUUUAACCAAACUUACAUUUAGAAAGAUUAAAAUGAAGGUAAAAGGUUGACCUAAAUGGACCUGCCAAUUUCUAAAGGUUGAUUAAUGACCCCUAAAAGGAUUAUUUCUGAUACUGAUAUUUUUUAUUAUUAUUGGCAAAUGAAGAGAACUCCAAGUUAGUAUAGAUAGAAUAUUUCAGACAUUGAUAUUGAAUAUAUUAAUUAUUAUAUUUUCAUGGGACGUAAGCCCCUUUCUCAAGUGAUAGUUUUGUGGACCAAUUUGGAAGUACGUUUCUCACCUUUACUGGCUUAUAAAUACAGGUAUUUCUACCUCUUUCCAACAGCAUCAGACUAUUAGCUGCAGCUGUUUCCAAACCCUUCUCUAUUUCUACCUGUAUUUUAUCAUUUUAUUCAGGACACGUACUUCCUCAAGUGUCACUCAAAGAACCCUUGUUUCUGGUUCACCUCACUGUCCAGUGGUCGUAUUUAUUUAUUUAACAUACAAGAGGAUCAUUUAAUUAUGUUAGAUUGCGUUAAAAACAUGCUCAAUAGGUCAGGCAACUUUGUCUCUCUCUCCACAGAUGUUAACAUUUCAAGGUAAUGACAUUUUGUCUGCUUAAGCAUUGCAGCAAACUGUUUUGAAGAAAAGUCACGGGCUAACAGUCUGGAUACUGUUUUGUUGCUGUUAUUUAUUAUUAAUUCUUCAGGGUAUUGAAUAUAUUAAAAUUUUGUACACAGGCUUAUUUAAUAUGUAUUUUUUGUAUUUAUUUAUAUGAUGGAUUUUUAAAUAAAGAACUCAACUGAA